Messenger RNA from Perkinsus marinus ATCC 50983, 689 nucleotides. RefSeq lists its product as hypothetical. The transcript is spliced from 7 exons. The coding region runs from base 198 to 512 and encodes 104 amino acids. The record is from RefSeq and is a predicted model, not a curated record. Lineage: Eukaryota; Perkinsozoa; Perkinsida; Perkinsidae.
AGCGAAACGACGGGUAUAGCCGCCGCCUCCUCGGCACUAAACUCCAUCACGGAUGAGCAGCUUCUGAACAUCAUCCUACCAUUAUUACAGUCCAGGCGGGACUACGAGACGUGGUCAUAUCAGAGCUCGGGGUGAAGGACGAGCCGAGUAUUCCAUGGGUUGGUGUAGAGACCAUCGGGAGUGUCUCUGAGGUCGACAUGCGGUCUUUGCUACCGCCCUCGCCACCCAAGCCUCCUGUAAGGAAGCGGCCACCACCACCACCGUCGACUAGUCGGUCGGCGAGGGCAGCUAGGAAGGCCCAAAGGCGAGAGGGCUCCAACGAUACAUUAUUGAGGCUUAUGAGGGGCGAGGAGGUCCUGGACUCGACCUAUGCUACUGUUUUUGAUGAUGGGAGACUAGGAGAGCUCGGAUCGACAGUCCAGCACGCAUCGGAGGCAUCUUCUACUGGGCCGGAGUCUACUCAUUCUGCGCCUUUCAAUGUGCAGGGGCUCAAAUUCUCCGAUNNNNUGUGACGACGACGACGACGACGAUCGGCGGCGCACAUCCCUCGACACGUAAUAUGAUAACGACGAUGAUGGAAGCUGUAUGUGCAUGAUUAGUAGAGGCUGGGCGCUGCCACUGUGUCUUGACACCAUGUUAGAUGAUGAUGCUGCUGCACGUUGGUGAAGUUUCCAUCGACACAUUUGUGA